AAGCACAAAGGGGAAAAAAAUGACGUUAGAGGGGUGGGGGCUUAGAAAGAGGGUGUGUCAACCUCUACUAUAAAGAUUGUGUCCGUGAUCUCUGCUCAUAUUCCUCUUUUCCACCAUCUCAAUUUCUUGACCUACUCAAGUUUUCAUACAACUUUGCCAACAUGUCAGAGCUCAGUGAUGCAAUGAUGAAGCUCCAGAACGUCUUUGACAAGUAUGCUGGACAAGACGGCGACAAAAAGACUUUGAGUAAGGCAGAACUCUCCAACCUGCUCCACAAAGAGUUUUCUGUGCCAAAGGGCACGAAAAGCGCUGAGUUGGAUACAUUCUUCAGCGCGCUGGAUAACGAUAAUGAUGGUGUUGUUACUUUCCAGGAGUAUGUCACUUUUGUUGCAGCUUUAGCUGCUAUACAAAAAGAAAUGUGUUAAUGAUUUGGUCACAUUGCCUCAGAACUUUCUUGAUCCAACUUGCCCCAAAAUUUCAGAGACAUCUAUGAAAUACACAUUAUUAAAUGUUCUGAUCAGGAAAACUUAGUUAACACACAGAGAUGAAUCAUGGGUGCUGACUGGAUGUGUUUCACUGAUUCUGAAUGUCAGAAAUCAUUAACAAAGAAACAAAAAUAAACGUCACAUUUUUUUGAA
Epinephelus lanceolatus (giant grouper) is the source of this 638-nucleotide messenger RNA. RefSeq names its product protein S100-A6-like. Lineage: Eukaryota; Metazoa; Chordata; Actinopteri; Perciformes; Serranidae. Gene Ontology annotation, cellular component: cytoplasm. The record is from RefSeq and is a predicted model, not a curated record. Gene Ontology annotation, molecular function: transition metal ion binding; calcium-dependent protein binding; calcium ion binding.